Chrysemys picta bellii (western painted turtle) is the source of this 891-nucleotide messenger RNA. The record is from RefSeq and is a predicted model, not a curated record. Lineage: Eukaryota; Metazoa; Chordata; Testudines; Emydidae.
AUGGAUCAAAUUUGGUUUGGGUUUUUUCUUCAGAUCCACGAGAAGGAGGAGGAAGAGCUCAAUGAGAAGAGUGAAAAUGACUCUGGUAUUAACGAGGAGCCUCUACUUACAGCAGAUCAGGUAAUUGAAGAAAUUGAGGAGAUGAUGCAGAAUUCCCCAGAUCCUGAAGAGGAAGAGGAGAUCUUGGAGGAAGAUGAUGGAGGAGAAACUUCCUCUCAGGCUGAUUCAGUCCUGUUGCAGGAGAUGCAGAUUUUGACACAAACCUUUAACAACAAUUGGUCCUAUGAAGGUUUGGAACAGAUGUCAGUGUCUGAGUUGGCCGAGCUGCUGGAUCACGUGGAGGGUGCCAUCCGUGACUACUCAGAAGAGCUGGUGCAGCAGCUGGCUCGUCGAGAUGAGCUGGAGUUCGAGAAAGAGGUGAAGAACUCCUUCAUCACAGUGCUGAUUGAGGUCCAGAACAAGCAAAAAGAGCACAGAGAGCUCAUGAAAAGGAGGAGGAAAGAGAAAGGACUGAGUCUGCAGAGCAGCCGAAUAGAAAGGGGCACCCAAAUGCCUCUCAAGCGAUUCAGUAUGGAAGGAAUCUCUAAUAUCUUGCAGACUGGUAUUCGGCAGACAUUUGGGAACUCAGCAACUGAUAAACAGUAUUUGAACACGGUUAUUCCGUAUGAGAAGAAAGGGUCGCCUCCCUCUGUGGAAGAUCUGCAGAUGCUGACAAACAUUCUUUUUGCAAUGAAGGAGGAUAACGAGAAGGUCCCUACAUUGCUAACGGACUACAUUUUAAAAGGUAAAAUUUACAAACCCCAAACAACCAAAACAACCAAGACAGCUCUAGACACCAGGAUAAUUUUUACCAACUCAACAAUUAUUAUUUUCUGAAGACCAACAGUGAGC